Molecule: messenger RNA, 4851 nt
Organism: Branchiostoma belcheri (Belcher's lancelet)
Lineage: Eukaryota; Metazoa; Chordata; Leptocardii; Amphioxiformes; Branchiostomatidae
Exons: 25
Coding region: 184-3816 (1210 amino acids)
Biological process (GO): monoatomic ion transport
Cellular component (GO): membrane
Molecular function (GO): extracellular ligand-gated monoatomic ion channel activity; protein binding
Source: RefSeq, a predicted model, not a curated record
UCUGAGGUGAGACGGGGACUCAGUUGGGCUGUCACCUGUGGCGCUGGCAGGUGUUCAAAAAAACCCGCCGCGCGGUGCCGUUACAAAGCGGGCAGACGCAGGUACACUGGCCGGGGGGCGAGGAGAGGUCUGACCGUGGUGAAGACGCCGGAAUCUACGACGCUUUUCUGAAGACAGGUGACCAUGGCGUGGCGGGGGCGGUGUGGACACGCCGGGCUGGUCGUCUCCGUCUUCCUCCUGCUCCAACAGACGGCAGGAACAGCCGCUUCAGGUUGUGGGAGGCAAUACCUGGGGGGAAAUUCUGGGAACUUGAGCAGCCCAAACCAUCCGGACCUGUACCCGAGCAACGUGGACUGCACCUGGACCAUCACAGUCGACAUCGACAAGAGAGUGGUCCUGACCUUCGACAGUUUUGAUGUGGAGUACCAUGAACACUGCAACUACGACUAUGUGGUUCUUGAGGGGAAAGAUGGAGAUGGAGGCAUCACUGAGAACUCAGAUGGUGACGCCUCGGGAACAUAUCCUGGUGUGGCUGUCUGGAAGAGGACUGAUGAUGGAGGCAGAAUCUGCGGUACCAAACCUGACAACUUUACAGUGACGAGGAACUACACUUCUCAAAACAACGUCAUGGCCGUGAUCUUCAGGUCUGACGAGUGGGUCUCCAACACCGGAUUCUACGCCACGUAUGUCGCUGUGGAUAAAGAUCCACCCACAUGCUCUGCAAAUGAGAAGGUCUGUGACGACCUUUUGGGAUGUGUGGCAUUUGCCAAGAUAUGUGACGGCGCCGACGACUGUCAAGAUAAGAGCGAUGAACAACACUGUGCAUGUGCGCAGAUCCCAAACGAGCUCAGCAUGUGCAAGGGUGUGCUUGACUACGCCGCGAUGGCCUACCCUAACCUGUACGGCCAUAAGAACGAGACGGAGCUGCUGAUGUCACCACUCCUGGUCAGGCUGCGGGAUCUACACGCCACUGCCGACCGCUGCCAUGAUGACGUGUUCGCCUUUGCCUGCUCCUUGAUGGCUCCAAAGUGUGCGGAAACUAAAAUCAAACCACCAUGCAGGAUCUGGUGUCCAGACAUCAGGGCCAGCUGCCAGAACGUUAACCUGAAUGGCCAGAACCUGACCGACCUGGUUCCCGACAUCUGUGCGACCCUGCCGUUCUCAGAGGACUGCUUCAUCAACCGGGCGAAGGCGGUAACAAGCCAGCAGGGUUCUGUCGGACAAGACAGCGUGAGCGAUUGUGGAGGAGUCCUGCGUGAAACAGCUGCCACGUUCCAGUCUCCCAACUUCGGCAGGGGAAACUACGACAACAACAGAGACUGUGUCUGGUCCAUCAGGGUCCCCACAAACCUCGUACCGGUCAUCACGUUCCACAGUUUCAAUCUGGAGAGGGGGCCAGCCGACGGGAACUGUCCGUACGACUAUGUCAGGAUCUUUGACGGCGAAUGGCCAGACAGCAAGUUCAGUAGCAUCAAAUUUCAAAAUGGUGAAACCCCAGAGAGGCUGUGUGGACCACUGACCACUGAACGGGUGGUGAGACCUGAAAGCUACAUAGUGUCUGUCAUUUUCUCAAGUGACGGACAAAACGGCAAGGAAGGUUUCAAUGCUUCUUACACAACAAGGGAAAGAGGGGACCUGACCUGUAAAAGAGGUGAAGAGCUGUGUGAUGACUCUGCCCUGUGCACUUCCCUGUCUGUAUUCUGUGACGGGAAGUUUGACUGCUGGGAUAAAAGUGAUGAAGAGAACUGCCAGUGCAACCCUCUGCAAGGUGAGUUGGAGGAGCUGUGUGGAAGGAGAGAAGAUUCCAACUUUGUGUCCUUCCCAAACGUGAUUGGACACAAGACUGCCACUGAGCUGGAGAACUCCCCACUAUACAGCAGUCUGAAGAGCCUGAUGCGUAGCUCCUGCCAUCCGCACAUUGAUGUGUUUGUGUGUGAGAUGAUGUCUCCGUCGUGUGACCGCUCCACCGGCACCAGCAAAGCUCCCUGCAGGUCCUGGUGUGAGGAAAUAAGGUCAGCUUGUGCUGGAGAAGAUGAGUGGCCCUCAGACUUCCCCUCUUGUCAGGUUAUCGAGGGUCAGGAUGUUAGCAACUGUGUACAGGGACCCUCAGCCCGAGACUGUUACCACGGGAAGGGAGCCAACUUCGUGGGCACCACUGCCGUGACAGAGACUGGCCAGAGCUGUACCGACUGGGCAGAUCAUAAGUACGAGGUCAGCAACUUUGAAUGGGCCAACCUGGACAACAACUACUGCCGCAACCCCGGGAAUGUGGCUGAGCGGCCGUGGUGCUACGUGGGCAACCAGUGGGAGUACUGUCGUGUACAGCCAUGCAGUGGGAAGGUUUGCCAAAAUCGAGGACUCCCCAGAAAUGUCCAAGCCACUCCUGUGAAAAACUUCUACUGGCCAGGCGAUAGGGUGACGUAUAGCUGUAACUCCAGUUACAGCCUGAAGGGCCCUGCAAUCAUCACCUGUCUGGACAACUCCACCUGGAGCAGCCAGCUUCCUACUUGCGUUGUGAAUGAGCACAGGCAGUUGUUGGAGGAUCUGUUUGACGUGUACAGUUCAGAGGCGGCCCCCUCGGAUCUGCCAGUGGAUGUCACCGCAGUGUUCUCUGGACAAGUUGUCAACAUAGUGUCACUGGAUGAGACUGGACCGGAAAUACAAACGGAAGUUGUGAUUGAAUUGCGCUGGAUUGACAAAAGGCUAUCUUGGUCACCCGCCUCAUAUGGCAACAUAGAAAUUUUACAGGUGGCCUAUGAGAGGGUCUGGGCUCCUACUGUGUUGCUGCAGAGGAAUGCUGACACUAGCUUCACCAGUUGGCCAGUCGUGGACGUGACCUUGACGUCAGGGGGAGAGGUGAUCUGGCAGGUGCAGACCCUGGUCACCACCACCUGUGACCUUGACCAGUACCUCUUCCCCUAUGACUCCAUGACGUGCCCUGUGUGUUUGAAGACAGACCUUACCAAAGGUGAGAAGCUGAGCUGCCCCAUGGAGGGGAAUGUGACGGCGGAGGGUAACCUGAACUGCAGCAUGUCCUCACAGACGUCCACCGGGGAGUGGUCUGUCACCGUCACAGCGGACAGCGCGAACGACACUGGCUGUCUGCAACUGGUCCUGCAGCGCAACCCGACUUACCACAUGUGCACCACCAUCGCUCCCACCAUCAUCCUAGCCAUCCUCAUGGCCAUCACCUUCCUCAUCCCCAUAGACAAGGGAGAUCGGCUGGGGUACGGGAUGGGAGUCUUGCUGUCCAUGGUGGUAUCCCUCGUUGUCAUCACGAGCUUCCUUCCACGCUCCACUCAUAUUCCCUUUGUUGGGACCUUUGUGGUCGUGUCCAUGUCCUUCAUGGCAUUCUUCAUGCUGGUGACUCUCGCCAUCCUCAUCAUGUCUGGCAAGGAAGGUGACCUCCCGCCUUGGGCCCGUACCAUCUUCCUCAGGUACAUGGCCCAAGCUCUCCUGAUGGGAGAUCUGUCCAAGAAGAACACAAUGAAGGUGGGCGGCAGCAAGAACGUCAACAUCGUCAGCUAUGAGAAUGGCUCUUUCACUGAGUUAUGGCCGAAGGACGAAACUCAGGAGUCAACCGUUGAACAGGCAAAGCCAGCAGACGCCGACCUGAUGGCCAUGAUCAGUGGGAUCAAGAACAGCCUCGACAGCCUGAAUGAGAAUAUAAAAGCCCUGCGACAGGACAAGGAGGAGGAGGAGGAGGUGGGGGACUGGGUGCUGCUGUCCCAAGUGUUGGACCGUCUGAGCCUGAUUGUGUACCUUGUUGCCUCCAUCGCUGCCGUGCCCUUGUCUCUCUACCUGGGGCGACCUUAGUGUCCGUCCCUUUACCUGGGAUGACCUUAGUGCCUGUCCCUCUACCUGGGACACCCUUAGUGCCCCGUCUGUUUACCUAGGGCGCCCUUAGUCCCUGCCUCUCUACAUCGGGCGCCCUUAGUGCCUCUGUCCCUCUACCUUGGGUGCCCUUAGUGACCCUGUCCCUCUGUACCUAGGGCACCCUUGGUGUCCCUGUCUCUCUACCUGGGACACCUUUAGUGCCCCUGUCAAUCUAGUUUUAGUGUGAGCUUAAAAUACUGACCGUGUGCUUGACUGACAGACUCAUGCUAAGACAUAUCAUAUGGUACCUUACACAUCUUUUUUCCUGGUAGCAUCAGGCAGAUUGAAGGAAUAUGACAGAUGUCCCAUGUUCUGCCUAUACUAGAUGUAAUUGCUGUAACAGUUGUAUUCAAAAUUGGACAAGAGUGCUUAACUUGAACCAUUGUAUUCAGGACUUAAUUAUAUAGCAACUUAGCAGCAGAUAACAAGGAUUACGGAUAAUAUUAUAAUGUUUGCUACAGAAUAUUCAAUUUGAACGGUUCCGUGGUAGUGAAGAAUGUUAUUUGAUCAUGAAAGCAGCAAGUAAACAUAGUGGGAUAUGAUGAUUAUGAUGCGAGAACUAAGAGUGGUGCAAUAGCUGAUUGUCAUUUCCAUACAUGUUUUUAAAUGUACUAAUUAGUUUUAGCCUAAGCAUUAGUCAAGACUUUUAAUUCACAAUCAUUGCACAUUUAUUGCUACAUUUGAAACCUACAUGGCACUCAAUAGUCUAGAGCAAACUGCAUGUUAUGUUUGAACUUUGAAGGUGAAUUUCAAGCUUUCUUUCUGAUGAUAACUCAAGUAUCUUGUCUACUACUUUUAUUGUUAACAAUGUCUUGUAUUCUACAAUUAUUAUAGGAAAACACAAAGAAACUAAUCAAACUUUAUGCUCUUAGAUAAAAGUCAUAGUUUGAAUGUUAAUACCUGAUCAUGAUGAUUCUAUUCAUGAAAUAGAGGAAAUCUCACAGAUCCAAUAGCAAGGUUAAUGACUGCUUAUAU